AUGGAAGGCGAAGUUCCAUCAAUGGAGAAUCCCAAAAUCUCAGCGUAUUAUCAGACUAGGCUAGAACACUUCGGCGUCGUCAGCACCGAGUGGUUAGCUCAGGCUCAGUCCGCAACAAAACCUAUCACAUCAUCAUCAACCGACGCACGCUCUGAUAAAGAUGCCAAUUUCUCUGUAAUUGAUGAAUUCAAUCGGUGGCGUAAUCAUCCCGAUUUGGCCGAAGCUGUCGCCGCAAUUCGUGCCCUCGCUGCUGUUAUCAGCUCUAGUAAAGCUUCCACUAUGAUGCAACUUGAAAUCGAACUCAAAAACGCCUCUGAUACCCUCAAAGCAUGGGAUACAACCUCUAUCUCAUUGACAGCGGCGUCUGAUCUGUUUAUGAGAUACGUGACAAGGACAUCGGCUUUGGAAUUUGAAGACUUCAAUUCUGCAAAAGCUCGCUUGAUUGAGCGUGCGGACAAGUUUGGGGAAAUCUCCUACAAGGCUCGCAAGGUUAUUGGAAUGCUUAGUCAAGAUUUUAUAUUUGAUGGUUGCACUAUUUUGGUUCAUGGUUUUUCCAGAGUUGUCUUUGAAGUUCUUAAACUGGCUGCGCAUAAUAAGAAACGCUUUCGGGUCUUCUGCACAGAGGGGCGACCAGAUCGAACAGGUUUAAGGCUGUCCAAUGAGUUGGCCAAGCUUGAUGUUCCCGUGAAACUUGUGAUAGACUCUGCAGUGGCUUAUACCAUGGAUGAUGUGGACAUGGUAUUUGUCGGGGCAGAUGGAGUUGUUGAAAGUGGUGGUAUAAUUAAUAUGAUGGGAACAUACCAAAUUGCUUUGGUUGCAAAGAGUAUGAAUAAGCCAGUCUAUGUGGCUGCUGAAAGCUACAAGUUUGCUCGUCACUACCCUCUUGACCAAAAGGAUUUGGCGCCCGCCCUACGACCAGUUGAUUUUGGUGUACCUAUUCCAUCCAAGGUUGAGGUCGAAUGCUCUGCUCGGGAUUAUACUCCUCCUCAGUAUUUGACUCUGCUUUUCACAGAUUUAGGCGUUCUUACUCCAUCAGUUGUUAGUGAUGAACUCAUCCAGCUAUACUUAUAA
Lathyrus sativus (Indian pea) is the source of this 1071-nucleotide messenger RNA. Lineage: Eukaryota; Viridiplantae; Streptophyta; Magnoliopsida; Fabales; Fabaceae. The record is from the annotation of a GenBank genome assembly.